This is a messenger RNA of Haemonchus placei, 281 nucleotides long. The record is from the annotation of a GenBank genome assembly. NCBI's taxonomy places the organism in Eukaryota, Metazoa, Nematoda, Chromadorea, Rhabditida, Trichostrongylidae.
GUGAAAUCGCCGAAUUGAAAGCUGGAUUCAAGCAUGAGAUGCAUUUCAGCAAUUUGAAUGAGAACUGCCAAACAGAGAUUCUUACGUGGGGAGUUGACAGCAAUGUUCAGGUACCUCCACACUACAGUACUGAAGCGUCGAUUAUCAUUGAAGAAAUGAAUUACAAAGGAUCAUAUUCGGUUGUCACGAAAUUGUCAGGAAACGUCACCAUCUCAAUAAGAAGGCAAGUCAAAAAUUCUGAAGAAAAUAGGAUUUUUGUUUAUAUAUCCAUCACUAUAUAA